This is a messenger RNA of Linepithema humile (Argentine ant), 1686 nucleotides long. Its product is annotated as retinol-binding protein pinta-like. The record is from RefSeq and is a predicted model, not a curated record. NCBI's taxonomy places the organism in Eukaryota, Metazoa, Arthropoda, Insecta, Hymenoptera, Formicidae. Gene Ontology annotation, cellular component: membrane. Gene Ontology annotation, molecular function: phosphatidylinositol bisphosphate binding.
AACAUCAGAAUUCAAUCUCUGUCGCUCUCUCUUGUAGAUGGCGCGAUUUCUAGUUAGUUGGUCUGGUUUAUCACGGAGAUAGUUCCAAAGAGCGUUGUGCAUUAAUGUGCCGCGUUAUCAGUUGUUCAUUUUUACCGCCAAUUACGCGUUGGUUGUGUGUCGGAGUGCACUUUCGCGGAUCGCAUACGCGAAGUGUCUCCUCGAUAAAGUUUUUGUGUUUUCCUUAUCUUUACGAUGGCAGACCCACGGAACUGUCGUGAUUGCAUUUCUCGUGAACUGACAAUCGAAGAGAAGGAAUAUGCAGCGGCGAAUUUGAACGAGACUGAUGAGAACAGAGAAAAGACCAUCGCGCAGAUUAGACACUGGAUCCAGGAAAAUGACGACUUAUGCGCUCGUACCGAUGACUUUUUUCUUUUGCGGUUUUUGAGAGUCUGCAAAUUUGAUAUCGAAAAAACCAAAACAAAGAUACGAAAUUACUAUAAACAACGAUCCGAUCUGCCGGAAUGGUUUGCGGACAAGGAUCCUCUUCGACCGGAAUUGCAGGAGCUGCUCGACAUAGGAUUAUUUUUGCCCUUACGAAAGCUGGACGAUCAGAAGAGGAUGGUUAUCUUCGUGCGUGUCGGUCGGCAAAAUCCAUCCACAGAGAAGUUAUCAGAUCUAAUUAAAAUCGGUAUGAUGACGAUGGACGUGUUGGCGAGAAAUCACGUUGAAGGAUCCAUGUACGGUUGUGUCGUAUAUAUAGAUUUGGAUCUUGUUCACAUAGGUCACGUUACUCAGAUGCGUCCCAAUGUCAUAAUGAAUCUGGUCCGCUCGUGGCAAGGAUGCUUUCCGAUGAAGAUCAAGUCAAUAAACUUUAUCAACGCGCCGGAGUACGCUCAUGUAGUUCUGCGAAUUUUCAAGUCUUUCAUGAAUGAGAAGUUGAAGCAGAGAAUGCACACCUAUACGAAAAAAAUGAUGCACGAUUAUUUCAAGGAUAUCCCGGUUGAUAUCCUGCCGGUCGAAUAUGGCGGUACUGAUGGUACAAUCGUAGAAUUAAAAGAAUAUUGGAAGGAAGUGCUCGAAGAGAAUCGCGACUGGAUUAUCGAUGAUGAAAAGUACAAGCUAGUGUCAAAAAAAAAAUAGUCCGAGAUGUGUCCGAAUUAAUCUCACGCACACAGAGUGACAAUUGCCGACUGCAUGAAAUUGGUAAAACAGUGAUAAGGUGAUAAGGUAAUAAAAAAAAAACGACAAUAUAAUAUCGAUACAUAGAAUAUGUGAUUAAGAUUUUUAUAAAAAGAAGACUAUACCUGCGUGUAUGUAUAUGAAAUCUUUUUGUCUCACUUUUAUAUAAGUAAAUAUAUAUUUUUACACUGUCAGGCUUUCCUUUUGCAUUCCGCAAUUUCUUUAAUUUACGAGGAAUUUUUCUUUUUUUAUUGAUGAACGUCCGACGGUAGUUUUUCUUUGACAAGCAUUGUUAUCAUCGCGCAUAGACUUCGUGAGUUCAUCAUAAGUUCAUGUACGCGACAUGAUAUAAUUUUUUAACGUACUUUAAUUUGUUAGAUAACGACACGUCGAAAUUAUAGGCGAUAGAUAAAACGGAUUGUGCUAUUAAUUGACGCAUUUCUAUUCCUGAGAGAGAUACGUUCACGAGUUAAACACUGCAAAAUGUACAUACGUAAAUAGAUCAUGGGCAAGUAAUAUUGCACU